AUGUCUUCUUCCCCAGUAGCCAUUGUGACUGGAGGUGGCAGCGGGAUAGGCUUCGCCAUCGCCGAGCAUCUGAUUCAAUUCUACGGGUACAAAGUGGCAAUUUUUGACAUGGAUGAACACCGCAUCAAAGAAUCGGGUAUACAGCUUGGAGACCACUGUCUCGCUGUACACGUCGAUGUUACAGAUUAUGAUCAACAAGCGAAAGCUUUUCUGAAAACGUGGGAGUGGGGUGGAUGUAGACUUGAUUCUGUUUACUUGAAUGCUGGAAUUGGAGAUACAGACUCGCUCUAUAAAGAUUUUGCUAUCGAUGAGCAGACGGGUUUACCUCGACCUUUGGACUUGAGAACAAUGGAUGUCAAUCUCAACGCGGUUAUUCAAGGCAUUCAUCUCGCUCGACAUUUCUUCUCGGAGAAGAAUACUGCCAGAGGAGGUCAGAUCGUCGUCACGGCGAGUAUGUUCGGUCUCUACCCGACGCACGCGGUGCCGCUAUACUCGACAUCGAAACACGCCGUGGUAGGUCUCGUCCGUUCGCUCGCUCCCGUCUACGCCAAGGAUUCCAUCUCCAUCAACGCCCUCUGUCCUGCUUUGGUCGACACCCACAUCAUUCGAGAAGAUAUUAUGCGUCAGUGGGAUCCGAAGCAACUCACGCCAUUGAGCACGAUUUUAAAAGGUAUCGAUACUAUUCUUGGAGAUAAGCAAUUGACCGGGAAAACUUUGGAAUUGUCUCUGGGGGAUGUGAAUGUCACCUCGCAGCCGGCAUUUACACAUCCGAAUCAGAAGUUUUUGUGUGAUCAGGAUGUGCUUUGGGAGUUGGUGGCGGAGCCGCUGUUACCACGCAAGCCGGGGGAGAAUAUAUAGGGUAGAGAAGAUGUUUGUUAGAAAUUGGUUGCUCAUUUCGUUUCUUUUUUCUUCUUCUUCUUUUAUUCGAUAUCGAAAGUCUUCCAUUCAGCGCGCUAUGCUUGUAUCCUGCAAGAUCUCGGCCUCGAUCGAGAUUGUUAGCGGAAGGAUUGAUAUUUCCGUCAUAUAUCCAAUAUAUCUCUAGUCUUGC
Molecule: messenger RNA, 1048 nt
Organism: Sphaerulina musiva SO2202
Lineage: Eukaryota; Fungi; Ascomycota; Dothideomycetes; Mycosphaerellales; Mycosphaerellaceae
Product: NAD(P)-binding protein
Exons: 1
Coding region: 1-858 (285 amino acids)
Cellular component (GO): cytoplasm
Molecular function (GO): oxidoreductase activity, acting on the CH-OH group of donors, NAD or NADP as acceptor
Source: RefSeq, a predicted model, not a curated record